AUGCGAGUAGCGGAGGGUGGCCGACCACUGCUGGCGCCUCGGUUGCUGGUGACGACCUGGGGCCUCCUUUUGCUGCUCCAUUCCAGUGGCGGGGCCGAUCUGAAGGCACGUGCCCGUGCGGCGCUGCUGCUCGAGCGGCCCGGCGGACCAGCCAACUGUCAACCGGAGCAACCGCGGCCAUGCCCCCCGAGCAAGUUCCGGUCGGCGUCGGGCGAGUGUAACAACAUCAACCACCGGCACUGGGGUGCCCGAGGGGAUCCGCUCAUCCGGCUGCUUCAACCGGCGUACGCCGACGGACGGGUGAAGCCUCGCACGUCGACCGGCUCGCAUGCCCUUCCGUCGCCGGAUGCUGUCGUCUCGCACCUGCAACGGUCCGCCGACGAUAAGGCAACCCAUCCGCACGUCACGGCCAUGCUGCCGGCCUGGGGCCAACUGCUGGCGAACGACCUGGUGCAAAUCCUGUCACCGAACGCGCGGUACCGUUGCUGCCACAACGCGACCCAAGAGGCCGACCCGGUGAAGGACGAGUUGGCACAGUGCUACGUGCGGCCCGGGGACGAAUGCCGCGAGUACAAGCGUUCGAUUCCGUCGCACGAGCCGACCAGCUGUGACUUUGAGUACCGGAACCAGAUGAACGCGGCCUCCGGUUUCCUGGACGGAUCGGGGCUGUACGGCACGACGGAGAAGGAGAUCCACGCGCUGCGCUCGUUCCUGAACGGCAAGGUCGAUACGGGCGCGUGCUUGCGGUGCCAGGAGCCGGGAGCGAUCGGAGCCCUGCACACGGUCCUGCUCAAGGAACACAACCGCGUGGCGGAGCGGCUAGCUCGGCUCAACGCGGAGUGGAGCGACACGACGCUGUUCUACGAGACGCGCCGCAUCGUGAUGGCGCAGAUCCAGCACAUCACCUUCAACGAGUUCCUGCCGGUCGUGCUCGGCAGCCAGAUCACCGAGAACGACGAUCUGCGGCUGGAGAGCGGCCGCCACUACACCGGCUACUCGAGCGCCAACCGGGCGGGCAUGUUCAACGAGGUGGCCGUCGGAGCGCUGCCCGCGUUCCUCACGAUGCUACCGCCCGAUAUGUACAACGAGAGCAUGUCGACCGAGAUGCUGCUGUCCAGUGCGGCCAUGCAGCAGACGUUCGUCCCGGAACACGCCGGCUUCAACAACGACUGGACGCCGAUCUCGCUCGCCGUACAGCGAGGCCGUGACCAUGGUGUCCCGGCGUACUACAAGGCCAUCAACCUGUGCGAGGCCCGCUUCGGGAAGCCGUUCGGCACCAAGCUAAGCUUCGACGACAUGGCGUACUUUGGGCUGAGCCGCGCAAAACGCUCGGUCCUUGAGACCCUAUACCAAGAGCCGGAAGACAUUGAUCUGCUGAUCGGGGGGCUGAUGGAAACGCCGGCCCUCGGAACCGUGUUCGGACCCACGCUCACCUGCCUGCUGGCCAUCCAGUUCGCCAGCAUGCGCAACAGCGAUCGGUUCUGGUACGAGAACGAUCUACCCCCGUCGUCGCUGACCCUCGACCAACUGCAGGCCAUCCGACGGGUGACGCUGUCCGGGUUGCUGUGUCAAACGCACGACAUCCAGCGGGCCCAACCGAAGGCCUUCAUCCGCGAGGACCCGUACCUGAACGCGCGGCUGAACUGCGAGCAGCUGGCCGGGUUGGACGUGGCGGCCUGGCACUCCUCGGAGCAGCCGGAUCUGGUGGAGGAGUACAUGCAGGACGAGCAACCGACCCCGGCCGAGUUCGAGGAGCUCAACAUGGACCUGAUUGCCCAGGCCCUCAACAAGGCCAAGUCCAAGCUGAACGUACGCAAGCAACACGAGUACGAGGCGUGGAUUAAGCAGGGAGGUGUCGACGCCAAGUCUCCGGACGGUACGGCCGCUUCCUUCAGCAAGGCGAACCGGAACGCGCUGAUCAUCGCCAACACGUCGCUCUUCUACGAGCUCGCCACGAACGAGAUCGUCAGCUCGCUGCACACUCUUCGGCGGCGCAAGCGGCAGGUGUUUGACAACAAUCUCGGUGGGUUCGCGAGUGACGACUUCAGCAACGCCCUGCAGAGCGUCGACGUGAAUCAGUUCAUUACGGGGUCGAUCUCGCCGAUCAAUCUGGAGCCGCAGUGCGAAAACCUGGAGGCGGCCUGCGACACGGACACCCCGUUCCGCACGCUGACGGCCCACUGCAACAACCUGCGCAAUCCGGAACUCGGCCAAUCGCUGACCACGUUUGCCCGGCUGCUGCCCCCGGUUUACGACGAUGGCAUCUCGUCGCCGCGGACCAUCUCCGUCACCGGUACGGCCCUGCCCAAUCCGCGCACCGUGUCCUCGCUCAUCCACCCGGACAUCUCGAACCUGCACACGCGCUACUCGCUGAUGGUGAUGCAGUACGCCCAGUUCCUCGACCACGAUCUCACGAUGACACCGAUCCACAAGGGUUUCCAGGAGUCGAUCCCGAGCUGCCGAUCGUGCGACUCGCCGCGCACCGUGCACCCGGAGUGCAAUCCGUUCCCGGUGCCGCCGCGGGACCACUACUACCCGGAGGUGAACGUCACGAGCGGCGAGCGGCUGUGCUUCCCGUUCAUGCGCUCGCUCCCCGGUCAGCAGACGCUGGGGCCGCGUGAGCAGAUCAACCAGAACACGGCCUUCCUGGACGCGUCGCAGGUGUACGGCGAGAACGGGUGCAUCGGGAAGAAGCUGCGCGGGUUCUCGGGCCGGCUCAAUUCAACGAUCCACCCGGUCCAGGGCAAGGAGCUGCUGCCCCUGUCGCCGGUCCACCCGGAGUGCAAAUCACCGAGCGGGUACUGCUUCAUCGCCGGAGACGGCCGGGCCUCGGAGCAACCGGGGCUGACGGCGAUCCACACGACGUUCAUGCGCGAUCACAACCGGAUCGUCGAGGGCCUGCGAGGUGUUAACCCGCACUGGAGCGGUGAUCAGUUGUACGAGCAUGCGCGGCGCAUCGUGAUCGCCCAGAACCAGCACAUCACCUACAACGAGUUCCUGCCGCGCAUCCUCAGCUGGAACGCGGUCAAUCUGUACGGGCUGAAGCUGCUGCCGCAGGGUUACUACAAGGAGUACAACCCCACCUGCAACCCGUCGAUCGUGACGGAGUUUGCGGCGGCCGCGUUCCGCAUUGGCCACUCGCUCCUGCGGCCCCACAUCCCGCGGCUCAGCAUACAGCACCAACCGAUCGAUCCGCCGCUGCUGCUGCGGGACGGUUUCUUCCGCACCGACCAGUUCCUGCAGCACGGCCUGGUGGACGAGAUUCUGCGCGGGCUCGUGGCCACACCGAUGGAAACGCUCGAUCAGUUCAUCACCGGCGAGGUGACGAACCAUCUGUUUGAGGACCGUCGCAUUCCUUUCUCCGGCAUCGAUCUGGUGGCGCUGAACGUGCAGCGGGCCCGUGACCACGGCAUCCCGUCGUACAACAACUACCGCGCCCUGUGCAACCUGAAGCGGGCGCAAACGUGGGAAGAUCUGGGCCGCGAAAUCCCACCGGAAGUGAUUGCCCGGUUGCGCCGCAUCUACGCACACGUCGACGACAUCGAUCUGUUCCCGGGCGGAAUGUCCGAGCGGCCACUGCAGGGCGGCCUGGUGGGGCCUACCUUCGCCUGCAUUAUUGCGAUCCAGUUCCGGCAGCUACGCAAAUGCGACCGUUUCUGGUACGAGAACGAAGAUCCGGUGGUUAAGUUCACCGAGGCGCAGCUGGCGGAGAUUCGCAAGACGACACUGGCGAAGAUCAUCUGCGAAAAUCUGGACAUUGGAGGCGACAUGCAGCGGGCGGCCUUCGACCUACCGAGCAACUUCCUCAACCCACGGGUACCGUGUAGCUCGAUGGCACAGAUGGAUCUCAGCGCCUGGAGGGAGAACGUGUUACAGGGUUGCCAGAUCGGUGGCAAGAACGUGAACGUCGGUGACUCUGCGUUCCCGUCGCCGUGCACCAGUUGCGUCUGCACGAACGAGGGGCCUCAGUGUGCCUCGCUGCGCAUCACCGACUGUGCGCAGCUGGCCCGCGAGUGGCCCCGUGACGUGAUCCUCCGGGACGACGUGUGCAGUGCCCAGUGCGGUCUGGUACUGCAGAACGGCAACCCUCAGGCACGCAAUGUUCCGAUCAGCCUGCGGCCACCUCCUCAGCGGAUCGCACGAUCGCGCGUCGUGCAGCAGCAGCAGCAGGCGUCUCCAUUCAGCUUCCAGGGCUUCCAGUUCCCCGAUCUGUCACAGUUUAUCGGCUAAGCGGGAGCGCGUGAUCCCCGACGAGAAUCACCUAGCAUGUAGAGAUGUACAUAUUGAGCGGCCAUAAUUAAUAUUUUCAGCCCCCGUUACGUUAGCGCAGCCAGCAAACUGAUAGCUCUCGCGUCCUACCCCAGAACUGCCUCACGCACGGGCGCGCGUAUAGUGCCGUCGAUUGGAGACGCUGAACGCUGAGAAUGUUUAUUAUCUAUUUGUAUCUUAUCACUAUUCACCACGUCGCAACCUUCUUAAGUUAUGAUCUGUCGUGUCGUUUCGCCACAAACUGCUGCCGGCCGUGUGCAGGAGCCGGCGCUUCUGGAACUAGCCCUAGGCUGAAAACUCCUCCUGCACAUCGCUGGUCCGCGUGCGCGCAAGUAUCUUAUCGGCUUAGGUUUUAAGCGGAACAUACCACUGAGCGGAGAGACUAAAAUGGACAAGAAUGUAGUAGCCGGAGACAACCGGUAGUGGUAGCGAUCCAAGUGCUGUAUUCCCGUCGCGUCGCAUCCCGUAGUGUUAUU
Anopheles bellator is the source of this 4745-nucleotide messenger RNA. RefSeq lists its product as uncharacterized. NCBI's taxonomy places the organism in Eukaryota, Metazoa, Arthropoda, Insecta, Diptera, Culicidae. The record is from RefSeq and is a predicted model, not a curated record. Gene Ontology annotation, biological process: response to oxidative stress. The coding region runs from base 1 to 4230 and encodes 1409 amino acids. The transcript has 8 exons. Gene Ontology annotation, molecular function: heme binding; peroxidase activity.